AGCCGGAAACCGCCGAUGGCCGUGGGGGCCGGCUGCGCGGUAGCCGGGACCUGCCCGCGAGGUAAGGUCGGCGCCGGCCUUCCCGGGCAUGGCCACUCUGGCCGCGGUGGCCGGUGCGGCCGUUGUCGCGCUACUCUCGGCUGCGCUCGCGCUGUACGGGCCGCCGCUGGACGCAGUUUUAGGAAGAGCAUUUUCACUGCAUAAAGCACGCUCAAUGAAGAAUAUGGCAGACACUCUUCAGCUGGUGAGAAAUAUCAUCCCUCCUCUGUCCACCAAGAAGCACAAGGGCCAGGAUGGAAGAAUAGGCAUCGUUGGAGGCUGCCAAGAGUACACUGGAGCCCCCUAUUUUGCGGCAAUCUCAGCUCUCAGAGUGGGUGCGGAUUUAUCCCAUGUGUUCUGUACCCGUGAGGCCGCACCCGUGAUCAAGUCGUACAGCCCGGAGCUGAUCGUUCACCCAGUCCUGGACAGCCCUGACGCCGUUCAUGACGUGGAGAAGUGGUUGCCCCGCCUGCAUGCGCUGGUCGUGGGACCCGGCCUGGGUAGAGACAGCACUCUUCUUGAUAAUGUCAAGGGCAUUUUAGAAGCAUCAAAGGCCAGGGACAUCCCCAUUGUCAUCGACGCAGAUGGGCUGUGGCUGAUUGCUCAGCAGCCAGCACUCAUCCAGGGUUACCAGAAGGCCAUUCUCACUCCCAACCACGCCGAGUUCAGCAGACUCUCUGACGCAGUGCUGGGAGAUGCCAAGGAUAGCAGCAGUGAUCGCCCCCGAGCUGAGCUGAGCCUCAGCCAGGCCCUGGGCAAUGUGACCGUGGUACACAAGGGGGAACGGGACGUGAUCUCCGACGGCAAACAGGGUGCUGUGGCUCAAGUUCUGCUGGGUUCAGAGGAAGCCCCGUGGGAAGGCAGCUGUGCCAGCAGGCAGUGCUCCGGGCUCCCCAACCUGCCACCUGUCUCACCUGUGGCAACAAGCAGCAGUUAAUUUGAGUAUUUCACUGCAUUUUGUUGUUUUACAAUGACUGGGAGGGAAAGAAGCCCUAGGAGCUGACACAUGUGGUGGGAAGCACCAGGCGCUGAGUGUGGUGAACCUCCCAGGCCGCCCCUUCUGCAGGCCUGGGGACUGCACCGCCGGGGGCAGGGGCCCAGAAGGCAGCGCCCUCGCACAUCCACACGGUGAGGUGCACGGCCAGGGAUCACCUGGAACAUCUAGCUGCCUGGACAAAUCCUCACAUCACCAAAAUCUGAUCAGGAGGCAAAAAGCGUGCCAGUUCCUUUAACCGAAAUUAGCAUGAAGACGUGUUGCCUUGGUGCAGAGUUCUGCACAGGUCACAGAAAUCGGCCAAAGGGAGGCGCGCGCGCGCGUGUGUGUGUGUGUGUGUGUGUGUGUGUGUCUGUGUGUGUGUACCAGCAGCCCUGUGGGAGGUCUCUGCUGACCACCUGUGCUGAACACGGGGGUCUGGGGCUGCCCGCCUUGGUCCCCUCCCCUGUAAAAGCAGCUGGCUUGG
Manis pentadactyla (Chinese pangolin) is the source of this 1499-nucleotide messenger RNA. RefSeq names its product NAD(P)HX dehydratase (gene NAXD). The transcript has 9 exons. Bases 89 to 976 code for a protein of 295 amino acids. Gene Ontology annotation, biological process: metabolite repair. The record is from RefSeq and is a predicted model, not a curated record. Gene Ontology annotation, molecular function: ATP-dependent NAD(P)H-hydrate dehydratase activity. NCBI's taxonomy places the organism in Eukaryota, Metazoa, Chordata, Mammalia, Pholidota, Manidae.